AUGAUGGGAAGUGGACUGGAGCUGAAACGCCUCGGAGAAUGGAGACCAGUGGACGACUUUUACUGGAACCUGAAGUCAUUAACUGCAGUCUGUGAAUGUCUGGACUGUGGCUCUGUUGUUUCCAUCAAUACAACAUCUGAGUCAUCAGGCAGAGCUGUGUGGAGGGUCAACCCUCGAUGUUCAGAGCCUCUGUCAGAUUUGAAGAAUUGCUUCAGGUCCUCUGUUUCUUCCUCUUCCAUUAAUCUCAGGUGCUCAGACGGGGUGCGGCUGCUGAAUGGAUCCAGUCGCUGUUCAGGCAGACUGCAGGUGAAGACUAACCCGUCUGACCAGACCUGGUCCUCAGUGUGUGAAGCAGACCUGGACCUGCAGGAUGCACAGGUGGUGUGUCGGGAGCUGGGCUGCGGGGCUCCUUCAGUCCUGCAGGGGGCGCUCUAUGGAGAUGUGCAGACUCCCAGGUGGAGCCCAGAGUUCCAGUGUGGAGGCCAUGAGUCUGCUCUGCUGGACUGUAGAAGCUCAGGCUCAGCUAGAAGCAGCUGCUCACCUGGUAAAGCUGCUGGACUCACCUGCUCAGGGGAUGAGGUCAGGUUGGUGGGAGGAGCCAGUCGCUGUGCAGGAAGUCUGGAGCUGAAAGUUCUUGGUGAACAGAGACCUGUGGCGGGCGAUGGCUUCUCCCUGAAGACAGCAGCUCUCAUCUGUGAACAUCUGAACUGUGGCUCUGCUGUUUCUGCACAACCAACUGAUGUGUCAUAUCAAUCUAUGUGGAUAAUCAACUCAGACUGUGUUCAAUCUGGAUCUGAUCUGUGGAGCUGUGUGUCACCAUGGAGCUCCUCUGACACCCUGAAACUCACCUGCUCAGACAGGGUGCGGCUGCUGAAUGGAUCCAGUCGUUGUUCAGGCAGACUGCAGGUGAAGACUGACCCGUCUGACCAGACCUGGUCCUCAGUGUGUGAAGCAGACCUGGACCUGCAGGAUGCACAGGUGGUGUGUCGGGAGCUGGGCUGCGGGGCUCCUUCAGUCCUGCAGGGGGCGCUCUAUGGAGACGUGCAGACUCCCAGGUGGAGCCCAGAGUUCCAGUGUGGAGGCCAUGAGUCUGCUCUGCUGGACUGUAGAAGCUCAGGCUCAGCUAGAAGCAGCUGCUCACCUGGUAAAGCUGCUGGACUCACCUGCUCAGGGGAUGAGUUCAGGUUGGUGGGAGGAGCCAGUCGCUGUGCAGGAAGUCUGGAGCUGAAAGUUCUUGGUGACCAGAGACCUGUGGCGGGCUAUGGCUUCACCCUGAAGAGAGCAGCUCUCAUCUGUGAACAUCUGAACUGUGGCUCUGCUCUUUCUGUACAAGAAACUGAUGUGUCAUAUCAAUCUAUGUGGGGAAUCCACUCAGAAUGUGUUCAAUCUGAAUCUGAUCUGUGGAGCUGUGUGUCACCAUGGAGCUCCUCUGACACCAUGAAACUCACCUGCUCAGACGGGGUGCGGCUGCUGAAUGGAUCCAGUCGCUGUUCAGGACGGGAUCCAACAGCUGUAGUGGUCAGAUGGGUGGUGGUGCCGCUGUCUCUGCUGCUGCUGCAGGGGGCGCUGUGGCUGUAUUGUAAGGCCAGCAGGGGGCAGACCGGCAGACCGGGCGGACGCUGA
Salarias fasciatus (jewelled blenny) is the source of this 1623-nucleotide messenger RNA. Its product is annotated as scavenger receptor cysteine-rich type 1 protein M130-like. Gene Ontology annotation, cellular component: plasma membrane. Gene Ontology annotation, biological process: zymogen activation. Lineage: Eukaryota; Metazoa; Chordata; Actinopteri; Blenniiformes; Blenniidae. Bases 1 to 1623 code for a protein of 540 amino acids. The record is from RefSeq and is a predicted model, not a curated record. Gene Ontology annotation, molecular function: serine-type endopeptidase activity. The transcript is spliced from 10 exons.